This is a messenger RNA of Daldinia decipiens, 2361 nucleotides long. RefSeq lists its product as uncharacterized. The transcript is spliced from 5 exons. The record is from RefSeq and is a predicted model, not a curated record. Gene Ontology annotation, biological process: regulation of DNA-templated transcription; DNA-templated transcription. Gene Ontology annotation, molecular function: DNA-binding transcription factor activity, RNA polymerase II-specific; zinc ion binding; DNA binding. Bases 1 to 2361 code for a protein of 786 amino acids. Lineage: Eukaryota; Fungi; Ascomycota; Sordariomycetes; Xylariales; Hypoxylaceae.
AUGGAACAAACCGACCACGUGGCCGGCUUAGAUCCGGACUCACGCGCCGCCUGGCAGGCGAAGCCUAUUCGCCGGCGCAACCGCAUGAUUAAUAGAAGAAAGUUAAAAUGCUCUAAGACGAGCCCGUCCUGCACAAACUGCAACAAGGCUGCCCGAGACUGUCUAUACAUAGGACCACGACUGGACGAAGCUAGUCAAAUGCGCCUUGCUGAAAUCAAGGAGAAACAAGGAACUCUUGAACGAGAACUCGAGCGUGAUGUUGCAAAGUCUACGACGUCCAAGAGUACGUUACAACAGCGCAGCCUGGCCGACGAUAUUGUAGGUGAAGAUGACGAAGAGCGCGAUUUGGAGGCUACACCACUUGCAGCUUUAGAUGUAACGUAUGAGGACGACGUUGACGGGGCGGGUGAUAUGAUAGACCUAGGGAUCCAGAUCGGGAAAAUGCGCAUCACCGAAAGAAUAGGCGGUCUCUCGCGGCCUAGGAUAUCCGAAGAGAUAUCGGCUGGCAUCUCAGGCUCACAGCCUUUGGGUUCGCAACCUCCGCAUCACGGAGGGCAGGCGUCCGGCAUCGACGACCUACCCGAGUUCCUGAGGCCAGGGGACCAGUAUAUAGUACCCACUUCUGGCUUCUUCUUCGGUCAGCUGGGGGAGCCACCGUCGAUCCUCCAAUUCCUACCAUUUAGGGCCGCCGCAGAUCAGUUAAUGAAGCAAUACUUCACUUCUGUUCAUCCAAUUGCUCCUUGUGCCCAUAGGCCGACGUUGGAGGCUACCUACGCGACCUUCUGGGAGGAAAUAAACGCAGGAUAUGAACCCCGGCCUUCAAUGCAAGCUGUCAUUUUUGGUGCUAUGUUUAGCGGAGCUAUCAGUGUAGAUGAGAACACCCCUGAGUUAGUUGGAUAUCCCAGAGCUAGCUGGGUCUCUAGCCUGAAGAUGGGCACCGAAACCGCCUUAAGCAAGGCAAACUUUCUACGAACUACCAAGGUAGAAACGAUGCAAGCGUUUAUUAUGUAUAUGCUUCCCCUUUGCAGAGGUGAAGUGUCACGGGCCCACUCAGUACUCGUUGGUGCCGCAGUGCGGAUGGCUGAGUGCAUGGGUUUACAUCGUGAUGGAGAAGCAUAUGGUCUUACGCCGCUCGAAACGCAUGUUCGGCGUCUGAUCUGGCACCAAUUAUGCUUUCUCGAUAUUCGGACUUGCGAGGCCCAAGGACCGAAACCAGUGAUCAGGCGAGAUGACUACGAUACGAAAUUGCCUCUAAACUGCAACGACGAAGAACUCACACAUGCCGUAAGACCUCCAGAGCCAUCAGACGUGUGGACUAACAAUACUCUUGCCCUGAUCCGCUUUGAAAUCAACGAGAUGAUGCGCAUCAUAUGGAUCGACAGGCGGAGACUUGAAGCUCGCCGGACUACGUUAACAGCUGUGCUCACUAAGAUCGAAAACUUCCGCCGGCGGAUGUCAGAAAAAUACGAUCGCCUUCUAGAUGUUACACAGCCAAUCCAGAGGUAUGCAAAAUGCGUCAUGUAUCUAUUGACAUAUCGCUUGCACGUCAUGAUCCUGCAUCCCUACCACUCAAAUGCCGCCAACCCAAUGCCGCCACGGCUGAAUCAGCUUCUUAUCACAUCAGGGAUCAUGAUCGUCGAGCUCGCAAUACAACUUGAGACCAAUUCUAAUUUUAAGGAUUGGGCAUGGUAUCUUGGUGCUUAUUUCCAAUAUCAGAUCGCGCUGCUAUUGGCGACUGAAGUUUAUUACCGGCCGCAGUCUCGCGACGCUGAUCGGAUAUGGUCGUGUUUGGACUACGUUUUUGGCAUGGACCGCAGGCUUCCACCCGAAGCCAAGGCCGUGCAGCUCCUUUCCGAGAUACAAGGUAAGACUGCAGUAUAUAUGCGCAUGCGCAAGAUGCGUGGGCCCACAAGCCUCUCACGGGCCGUUCCUGGGCAAAAUGUUGUCGCGGGAACUUCACGGCCGUCGCCACUUGUGCAAGGUCAUCUACAACAACCGCUUCAGGGAAUAGCUCCGGAUGUACCCAAGGUUGAACCGGGGUAUACUCCACCAAUGCCGGCUGGCCCUGCGAUGGCACAACCACAGAUGGUGUUUGCCGGUGUUUCUGACGGGCAAGCACUAUGGAGCUUACCACCGAACCACGCAAGCCCGGGGAGCGAUAGCUCGAGCAUAGAGCAAGGGGGUCAACGGAUCUCUACACCGGGGACUCGGGGACCGGGGAUGAUACACAACGGUAGUAUCAUGGAUAAUAUUGAUUGGGACACAAUCAACUCUCUCUUUCCUAACGAUCCGCAAACGGGCGGGUUAAGCAUACAGGGAUUUCACGACCCGAAUUUCAGCGCUGCGGGUUGGAGCACUUGA